AUGGGACUCAUCAGCAAAGUGAUCCACGAAGUCGAGGGAAAGCACGAGCACGUACAUCUAAUAUACGAAUGGAACCAAGCUCCUCCCCCUCAGCAACAUCAUAUGGGUGGUAAUGGGGGACCUCAAGGAGGAUAUGGAGGUCAACAAGGCGGUUUUGGCGGACCAGGUGGUCCACAAGGAGGAUACGGCGGUCCUAGUGGUGAACACCACGGAGGCGGACAUCAAGGAGGUGGAUUUGGUGGACCGGGUGGACAUCAAGGUGGAGGUGGAUUUGAAGGGGAGCACCAAGACGGACAUCAAGGAGGUGGAUUUGGUGGACCGGGUGGACACCAAGGCGGAGGACCAGGAGGAAUCGGCGGUCCAGGUGGCCAACACCAUGGUGGCGGAGGAUUCGGAGGCGAGAGAGGUGGACAUGGUGGUGGAGGACGUGGAGGACAUGGCGGUUUGAAGUUAGAGAGAGAUGAAGGGGGAUUGUGA
Botrytis porri is the source of this 477-nucleotide messenger RNA. RefSeq lists its product as uncharacterized. Lineage: Eukaryota; Fungi; Ascomycota; Leotiomycetes; Helotiales; Sclerotiniaceae. The record is from RefSeq and is a predicted model, not a curated record. The coding region runs from base 1 to 477 and encodes 158 amino acids. The transcript has 2 exons.